Messenger RNA from Gastrolobium bilobum, 450 nucleotides. RefSeq names its product transcription factor SCREAM2-like. The record is from RefSeq and is a predicted model, not a curated record. Gene Ontology annotation, molecular function: sequence-specific DNA binding; DNA-binding transcription factor activity; protein dimerization activity. Lineage: Eukaryota; Viridiplantae; Streptophyta; Magnoliopsida; Fabales; Fabaceae. The transcript is spliced from 4 exons. Gene Ontology annotation, cellular component: nucleus. Bases 1 to 450 code for a protein of 149 amino acids. Gene Ontology annotation, biological process: regulation of DNA-templated transcription.
AUGGCUUCUAGGCCGCGUAAAAAAGCAGCUAUGCAGCACAAGUUGGAACAACUUCGAUCUCUCACAAAUUCCAGUGCUAUGAACAAAGCCUCAAUUAUUGUGGAUGCCACAAGAUACAUUGAGGAGUUGAAGCAAAAAGUAGAGGGACUGAACACAGAGCUUGGAACUGCAGAAUCAUCAACCUCCCAAGAUGAACUACCCAAGGUGACCGUAGAAACCCUAGAAAGGGGUUUCCUCAUUAAUGUGUUUUCAGAAAGGAAUUGCCCUGGUAUGCUUGUGGCAAUACUCGAAGCCUUUGAAGAACUGGGACUUGAUGUGCUUGAUGCUAGGGUUUCUUGUGAAGACACUUUCCAGCUAGAAGCUGUGGGAGGAGAAAAUCAAGAGAAUGAGAGCAUCGACGCGCAAGUGGUGAAGCAAGCAGUGCUGCAAGCAAUCAAAAACAUGGAUUAA